AUGGACCUCCUUGGUGAUCUCCUCGGACAAGGAAUUUUCAAUGUAGACGGUCACUCAUGGAGCUCGCAACGUAAACUCGCUAGCCACGAGUUCUCGACUUGUUCGCUAAGGUGUUUUGCUUUCGAUGUUCUUAGAGAAGAUGUUGAAACCCGUAUUGUACCUAUUCUAUCUACAACAGCUGAUGUUGGUACUACCAUGGACUUGCAAGAUGUUUUCAAACGUUUUGCUUUCGAUGUUGUUUGUAAAGUCUCGUUGGGUUGGGACCCGGAUUGUUUGGAUUUGACCCGACCCGUUAACCCACUUGCGGAGGCGUUUGAUACCGCGGCUGAGAUUAGUGCUCGCCGUGCCACGGAGUCUCUUUACGCUGUUUGGAAGGCGAAGCGUGUGUUGAACGUGGGAAACGAGAGGAGGUUGAGAGAAGCGAUCAGGACAGUACACGAGUUGGUUUUCGAGAUUGUCAGAGCUAAAAGGAAGAGUCUCGAGAUUGGGACCGGACAAGAAGCCAAACAAGAUCUUCUGUCAAGGUUUCUAGCAGCCGGACAAGACAGCGAAGCGGUGAGGGACAUGGUUAUUAGUUUCAUCAUGGUGGGAAGGGACCCAACAUCAGCGGCAAUGACGUGGCUGUUUUGGUUGUUAUCUGAAAACGAUGAUGUGGAAAAUAAGCUAUUACAGGAAGUGGAGCCGUUGAUAAGUUUAGGGCUAGGGUUUGAGGAACUGAAAGAGAUGAGUUACAAGAAGGCUUGUUUAUGUGAAGCCUUGAGGCUUUAUCCACCUGUGUCAUGGGACUCUAAGCAUGCUGCGAACGACGUUUUACCCGACGGGACUCGUGUCAAGAAAGGAGAUAAGGUGACUUAUUUCCCGUACGGAAUGGGGAGGAUGGAGAAUUUGUGGGGGGAGGACUGUGAGGAGUUUAAACCUAACCGAUGGUUUGAUUCUGAACCGGGGAUUACAGAACCGGUUUUAAAACCCGUUAGUCCUUUCAAGUUUCCGGUUUUUCAGGCAGGAACGAGGGUUUGUAUAGGGAAGGAGAUGGCGUUUAUGCAGAUGAAAUUUGUUGUUGGUUCUGUUUUGAGUCGGUUUGAGAUUAUACCGGUUAGUAAGCACAAACCAGUUUUUGUUCCUCUCUUGACGGCUCAUAUGGUUGGGGGACUCAAGUGGGGGAAUGACGGUGAGGAGUUUAAACCUAACCAAUGGUUUGAUUCUGAACCGGGGAUUAUGGAACCGGUUUUAAAACCCAUUAGGCCUUUCAAGUUUCCGGUUUUUCAGGCAGGACCGGUUUUAAAACCCAUUAGGCCUUUCAAGUUUCCGGUUUUUCAGGCAGGACCGAGGGUUUGUAUAGGGGAGGAGAUGGCAUUUAUGCAGAUGAAAUUUUUUGUUGGUUAUGUUUUGAGUCGGUUUGAAAUUAUACCGGUUAGUAAGCACAAACCAGUUUUUGUUCCUCUCUUGACGGCUCAUAUUGUUGGGGGACUCAAGGUGAAGAUCAAGAGAAGAGAAGUCAAGUGA
This is a messenger RNA of Brassica napus (rape), 1503 nucleotides long. Its product is annotated as cytochrome P450 94B3-like. The record is from RefSeq and is a predicted model, not a curated record. NCBI's taxonomy places the organism in Eukaryota, Viridiplantae, Streptophyta, Magnoliopsida, Brassicales, Brassicaceae. The transcript has 3 exons. Gene Ontology annotation, molecular function: monooxygenase activity; iron ion binding; heme binding. The coding region runs from base 1 to 1503 and encodes 500 amino acids.